UACAAGGUUCUUUUUAGUUUCUUAUGUAACAACAUAGAUAAAGCUGGACACUUUCAGUAAAAGAAAAAUCUUCAAAAUACGCGAAACAAAUACUUUGGCAAUUAAUAUUUGGAUACAACAGACAGGAAAGUUUAUUUUAUUUUAUACAUGUUCAGAACACGUGGAUUAAAAAGAAACAAUCAAGUGUCGCUUUUUCAUAGAAAUUAUUAAUUGUGAAGGGAUAAUAUUAUUUUAUUGUUGUACUAAAAUGUGUGACUUUGACAUAAAUUGUGUAACGCAGAGUCCAGUUAAAACUUAUUAACUUUUGCCUGUUUAACAUUUUGCGCGACCAUCAAAUUAUAAGCGCCGCCCACCGCUUCCAAAUCGGUAAACUGCAGUGGCACUAUCUUCAGCCGAAUUACACAGAAAGAACGGAGAUCACCGUACUCUGAAAGCGGCUAGCUUUUUAAUGCUUUCUUGAAAAAAACUAACUUAUUCUUGAAGUGGAAAGUGAAAUUUGGCUGAGAUUUAUCUCAGCGGAUUGGAAACGGCAGAUCUGGCCGUCUGAGGACAUUUUAGGAGUUUCCAGAGGAAACACACAAAUAUUAACGGUCUGAUUCCGUAUACUUCUACCGUAGUUCUUUCCAUUGUUAAAUUAGAGCCAUGAAUGAAUGGCUUUUGAAGAUUGUCUGUCUGAUAUCAUUAUGUAGUUAUCACGCCGUGUUAGCUCAACGUGACCCUAGUGACCCAGAAUGUCAGGGUGGUAACUGUGUUUUCCAUAAUGGAUGUAAAUGUGUUGGAGAAAAAGGAUCUAGGGGAUCACCUGGUCCCAUUGGUCCACCCGGACCCCAAGGUAUUCAGGGAUUUCCUGGUAUGGAAGGUCUUCAGGGAACUAAAGGAAUGAAAGGAGAACAUGGACCUGAAGGACCUGAUGGACCAAAGGGUAACAGGGGUAAGAUGGGUAUGCCUGGAUUUCCUGGUAUGAAUGGUAUUCCUGGUAUUCCUGGCCCUGUUGGACCAAGAGGCUCACCUGGUCUGGAUGGAUGUAAUGGAACUCAGGGAGAAUCUGGUAAUCCUGGAAUUUCUGGAUUUCCUGGACCUGUGGGACCUCCUGGUUUCCCUGGAUCCAAAGGAGGAAAAGGAGAACCUGCUAGAAAUGGUGUUGGUAUCAAGGGAACCAAGGGAGAACCUGGUGUAACUGGAUUUCCAGGACAAGUGGGACCAAAUGGUAGAGAUGGAGGACCCGGUCCUAAAGGAGAGAGAGGAUUUGAUGGAAGAAAUGGCUUUAAAGGUGACCUUGGUCAAAAAGGACAAAAAGGAAGUAAUGGCAUUAGUGUAAAAGGUCCCCCUGGUCCACCAGGAGAAUAUGGAGAAGUAGGUCCACCUGGUCCACCAGGAAACAAUACUAGCCCUUUCACACAGCCAAAGGGAUCAUAUACUGGACCAAAAGGAGAUCGGGGAAGAAAAGGAGACACAGGAUUACAAGGAGAUACUGGAAGGAAUGGAUUUAAAGGAGAAGCUGGAAGAGAUGGAAUGAAAGGUAUGCCUGGUAUGUUUGGUGAGAAAGGUGUUCCUGGAAUAGCUGGACCUAGGGGAAAACAAGGAUUGCCAGGGUUACCAGGAUUGCCUGGAUUGAAAGGUGACCGUGGAAUGGAUGGACUUCCUGGGCUAAACGGACUUGCAGGAGAAAAGGGAGGCCUUGGGUUUGAAGGUCCUAAGGGAGAUUUAGGACCAAGGGGUCUUCCUGGCCCAGCAGGAGGAAAAGGUGGUAAUGGACCGUCUGGACCAAAAGGAGAUAGAGGACCUUCAGGUCCAAGAGGUUUCCCUGGAAAUGAUGGAUUUCCUGGUCUUCCUGGACCUCAAGGAGAAACUGGACCAGCUGGAGGACCUGGAGUACCAGGACCACCUGGACCACAAGGAAAAGAUGGGAUAAAGGGAGACAAAGGAGGACCAGGGGUUUCAGGUUUUCCUGGAAUAGAUGGUUUACCUGGAUUGAAUGGAUUAUCAGGUGAAAAGGGAGAACCUGGAUUCACAGGUGAACCAGGCAGGUCUAUUCCUGGUCCUGAAGGACCUUCCGGAUUCUCAGGAAGGGAUGGUGUACCAGGUAUAAAGGGUGAAAGAGGAAGGGAUGGUGUGCCUGGUGAGUCUGGUAAUUCAACAAGAGGCAGACCUGGAUUACCUGGACCAAAAGGUGAAAAGGGGUUGAAAGGUUAUGGUGGAUUGGCUGGAAGAGAUGGUGAACCUGGUAUUCCUGGAUUCAAAGGUGACCGAGGAGGAUCUUGCAGUGAUUGUCUCCCUGGACUGAAAGGAGAGCGGGGUUCAAAUGGUGUUGAUGGUGUCCCAGGAAGGAAUGGUCAGCCUGGACUCCCUGGUCCUGAAGGAAACAAAGGAGACAGAGGUCUAGAUGGACUACCAGGAUUUCAGGGACAACCUGGAGGGCCUGGUAUUCCCGGACAACCAGGUUUGGAUGGAUUAAGAGGUUUUAAGGGAGAAGCAGCCUUUAUUCCUCUUGAUUAUGAAGUAAAUUGUGAAAAGGGAGGUCAAGGAUUGGAUGGCUUACCUGGACCUAAAGGAAACCAAGGAAGACCUGGACCUCAAGGACCACCUGGUAGUUCUGGAUUCCCAGGACUUAAGGGUGACAAGGGAGAUGGCGGACGCUCCGGACUAGAUGGUCUUCCUGGUAGCAAUGGACGGCCCGGUCAACCUGGUCAGAAGGGAGAUGCUGGAAAUGGUAUCCCAGGUCUUCCUGGAACUAGAGGAGAACCUGGAAAUAAUGGACUGCCUGGACAACCAGGCUUUGUGGGAUUGAAGGGAGAACCAGGUGCGAGCACUCCAGUUAAUUUUGCAGACAUCAAAGGAAACAAAGGUGACAAAGGUGCACCUGGUGUAACAGGUAGCACAGGUAGAGAUGGAUUACCUGGAAUGAAGGGUGAUCAUGGUUUGGAUGGACUACCAGGUAUAAAUGGAAGACCAGGAGAAUCUGGACCCCGUGGUGAGGAUGGACUACCAGGACUUCCUGGACCAAGAGGACUUCCUGGAUCUAGAGGGGACAAAGGAACCUCAGGACUCCCUGGAGGACCAGGACUUAAUGGACUCAAAGGAGAAUCAGGACGGGAUGGAUUCCCAGGAAUGAAAGGUGACGGUGGUUUGCCUGGUUUACCUGGUACCGUGUUAGAAGGAGCCAAGGGAGAUAGAGGGUUGGAUGGAUUAUCUGGAGAAAGGGGACCAUCAGGUCGUCCUGGACAAGAUGGUGUACCUGGAUUGGAUGGAUUACCUGGUAUGAAGGGAGAACCUGGACCAUCAGGAUUAUCUGGAAUUCCUGGACAGCCAGGUGGUAAGGGAGAAAGUGGAAGAAACGGAAUACCUGGAGAACCAGGACGUACCGGUGCAGAUGGCUUACCUGGAUUACCUGGUGACCUUGCUUCUAAAGGAGAGCCUGGUUUACCAGGUGUUAGAGGUAUUGAUGGGGAACCAGGAAUCCCAGGAGAGGCUGGAUCAAGUGGCAGACCAGGAUUACCAGGAUUAGAUGGACCACAGGGUCCUCCAGGAUUACCAGGGCAAGAUGGACUACCAGGAGCUAAAGGUGAUGCUGGUGUAUUUGGAUUCCCAGGAGAACCUGGACGUGAUGGUUUACCUGGAUUACCUGGUUUGAAGGGUGGUAAAGGUGACCGAGGACUCAAUGGUGUACCAGGAACAGCAGGUCUCCCAGGAUUGUCAGGUGGUAAGGGAGAUAGAGGUUUGGAUGGACUACCAGGAUUUGAAGGUCGUCCAGGAGUAGAUGGAUUACCAGGACCAAAGGGAGAAUCAGGAUUGCCAGGACAACGUGGAAUCAGUGGGGAACCAGGCAGAGAUGGCUUACCAGGUUUAGAUGGAAACAGGGGAGAUAAUGGACUUCCAGGCGUUGGUAUCCCAGGUGAGGCUGGUAUUUCUGGAGAGCCAGGCAGAGAGGGUCUACCAGGAGGCAGGGGACCAUUUGGAGCCAAGGGAGAUGAAGGUGUACCAGGUUUCUCUGGUAUGAAGGGAGAAAGGGGUCCAAGAGGAGACGCAGGGCGUCCUGGAGGACCAGGUCAAGAUGGACUUCCUGGAAUGAAAGGUGAAUCAGGUUUGGAUGGCUUACCUGGUGUUGGAGGACCAAAGGGAGAUUCUGGAUUCCCUGGACAAAUAGGUAGAGACGGUAGCAAAGGAGAAAGUGGACUACCAGGACUUAAUGGAUCCCCCGGUUUAGAUGGACCCAGAGGAGAGAAUGGACCAUCUGGCUUACCUGGAAGAGAUGGAGAACCUGGACUUCCUGGAAUGAAAGGAGAUGGUGGAUUACCUGGAUUUGAUGGUUUACCUGGACCUAAAGGUAACCCUGGAAACAAUGGACUCCCAGGUGUUUCAGGAGAGAAAGGAAAUCCUGGAUUCCCAGGACCUAACGGACAACCAGGAUUACCUGGACCUAAAGGAGAAAGAGGUUUCAAUGGAAGAGAUGGAAGUAAGGGAGAGCCAGGAAGAACAUCAGAGGGAAGCAAAGGGGAACCAGGUCUAUCAGGCCGUACUGGAUUAGAUGGUUUACCAGGAAUGAAAGGAGAUGUUGGUUUUCCUGGUCGGGAUGGAUUCCCAGGAGCUAAAGGUGAAUCAGGAAAUCCUGGACUUGAAGGAAUCGGACAGAAAGGAUCACGAGGAUUGGAUGGACUACCAGGUAGUGCUGGUCUCCGUGGAGAAUCUGGGGUUGAUGGAUUAACUGGGGUGAACGGUCGUAAAGGAGAAUCAGGAGAUAGAGGUCUCAAUGGUUUACCUGGUCCUCAGGGUAACAAUGGAUUGGAUGGCCGUAAAGGUGAACCUGGUAUUCCCGGUGGCUUUGGAUCUACAGGUCAAAAGGGACAGUCCGGUUUGGAUGGAUUGCCUGGAAAUCCUGGACCUAAAGGAGAAAGUGGACGGGACGGAUUUGAUGGAUUACCUGGAGAAAAAGGAUUGAGUGGCUUACCUGGAGAUAAGGGAGACAGAGGUCUACCAGGUGUUAUAAAUCUAGCACUAUUACCUCCAGGUCCUAAAGGAGAACCUGGAAUACCCGGAUUGAGAGGCUUCCCUGGUCUAGAUGGACAGAAAGGAGAACUUGGACUCAGAGGACCACCUGGAUUUGCUGGUACUAAAGGAGCUCAUGGAUUGGAUGGUUUACCUGGUAUGAAAGGAGAAUUAGGACAGCGUGGGUUCCCUGGUACUCCUGGUCAGGAUGGACUUCCAGGUGCUCGUGGAUUAGAGGGAGAACCUGGACGUUCAGGGUUGCCAGGCAACACUCCACCCGCUGGUUUCCUGUUAGUACGUCACAGUCAGAGUCAGGAAAUUCCAGUUUGUCCAGAAAGACUUACCAAAAUAUGGGAGGGAUACAGUUUAUUGUACAUUGAAGGAAAUGAAAGAUCUCAGCAUCAAGAUUUAGGUUGGGCCGGUUCCUGUCUUCAGAGAUUCAGCACUAUGCCAUUCCUCUUCUGUAACACAAACAAUGUUUGUAACUAUGCCAACAGAAAUGAUAAAUCCUAUUGGUUGGCUACAAAUGCACCAUUACCCAUGAUGCCUGUGACAGAUAACGAUAUCUCCCGUUACAUCAGUAGAUGUGUGGUAUGUGAUGCCCCAGCUAAUGUAAUUGCUGUCCACAGUCAAACUUUACAGAUUCCUGAAUGUCCAAUUGGCUGGUCAGGAAUGUGGAUUGGAUACAGUUUUGCUAUGCACACUGGAGCAGGACCUAGCGGAGGUGGUCAGUCAUUGUCCAGCCCUGGCAGUUGUCUAGAAGAUUUCAGAGCUACUCCAUUUAUAGAGUGUAAUGGUGAUGGUGGAAAUUGUCACUUUUAUGCCAACAAAUACAGUUUCUGGCUCACAACAAUAGAUCAAAAUUCACAAUUUGCUAGUCCUAUACCAGCAACUCUUAAAGCUGGAAAUCUCCGUACACGUGUCAGUAGAUGUCAAGUUUGUGUCAAAAAUGUUUAAUAUGUCUUUCUAAGUGAACAAUUAAUUAAUGAUGGCUAAAUAUGUGAGUGAUUGGGGAAAUAGUUUUAUGUGUGAAUGGCAAUAACCAUAUGUGCCUUACUAUUUCAACGUUGAAAUUAUGCUGCAAAUAAUAGUUCAAUAUAGUUUGAUAUGCUCAAAUGUUAUUUCAUUUCUGUGAUGUAUAAAAUGUUCUUUCUCACUGCCAAUUUGAAUAUGAAUACUCAAAUUUGUCUCGUUAUUUAGAUCUGUAGAUAGCUAAAAAAUCUUCUUUUUUUUGUAUAUAUUUUUGUCAUGUUUAUAUUUGUUGUUUUUAUAAGUUUUUGAAGUAACAACAAACUAUAUGUCUUCACAUUUUACAUAAUGCAUGAUUUUUUUUUGCUCUUUAAUUAUAUGCCAGAACAUAUGUGCCAAAAAAGACAAAAUAAGGAUUGUGCCAGAUAUACUUUAUAAGUGAUCAUGGUUUCAAAAUUGAGAUCCAUUUUUAUUUGAAAAUAGUACCGGUAAUAAAUUCUUAUUUUUAAAACAUUAAUUGAAUAUAAAAAAGAUCAGUAUUUGAAAAGGUAAAGGGAAAACUAUUUUUCAACUAAAAAAUUUCUUAUAUAAUGUAGUGUUGUCAUUGUUAUCAAAUCAGCUAUUUAGAUUAAAAACAUGAGAGAAGAGCCACUUUAAGUUAAGUGGACCGAAGACCCGGCUUCUGUCCAGAAAGUAGCAACAGUUAUAGGCCUCCGAACAAAAUUAUAUAAAUUAUACAAUAAGCCGGUAUUGUUAUUUAAUGAAAACCAUUUCUUAAUGAAAUAUUUUUUAUGGUCUUAUUUUUAUGAAUUUUUUAUACAUUGGUUGUAUUUUUAUUCAAAUCUAAGUACAUUAUUGAUUAUUUUAAUAAUUAGAGGCCAAUGAGGAAAUUAAUGUGUGUAGUUCAUAAUAAUAUACAGUCUUAUGUGACAUAAGAAUUUAUGGCAGAAUAUUUCUGUUGCCUUUAAUGUUACAUUAAUAUUAUACUUCAUAUAUGAACAUUUUCUUUUCUUUUAUCAUAUUUCUGAUAAUGUUCGUUAUUUGUUUUAUGUGAAAGUCAUGAACAGUGCAGGACAAAACAUUUUAUUUCAUUCUGCUAAAAGUUAGAAAAAAGCAACUGAAUAUCAAUAACAUAAGAAUUUUCAAAAAUUAUUUAGAAUAAAUUUAGAUUUAUAAUAAAAAUAAUGUAUUUGUUUUAUACAAAUCAAUUUCAUUGUAGAUUCUUGCAAUUCAGGGUAAAAGGGUGGAAAAUAGGGAUUUAUUUUGUUUUACAGUCAAUUUUCAAUGUACUCUAGUCAAUAAAUUCAUGUUGCUGAAUAAAUUCUUCUUUUUUUA
This is a messenger RNA of Mytilus trossulus (common blue mussel), 7287 nucleotides long. RefSeq names its product collagen alpha-2(IV) chain-like. The record is from RefSeq and is a predicted model, not a curated record. Gene Ontology annotation, biological process: extracellular matrix organization. NCBI's taxonomy places the organism in Eukaryota, Metazoa, Mollusca, Bivalvia, Mytilida, Mytilidae. The transcript is spliced from 40 exons. Gene Ontology annotation, cellular component: collagen trimer. Gene Ontology annotation, molecular function: extracellular matrix structural constituent conferring tensile strength. The coding region runs from base 643 to 5940 and encodes 1765 amino acids.